UCAAGUGUCAAGACUUGUAUUUUCAAUUUUGUAAAUUACGUUGGUACUUGUUUGAGAAUUAUUGAUACAUACGACAAAAUUUUAUUAAAAAAAAUCAUAUCCUAAAUAAUUUGUUAAAGCUUGGAAUUUCGAUUGCGUUUUAACAGUGAAUUCUUAUUUACCAUCUGUCUCGUAAAUUGCACAACAUUUAGCCCUAAGGCGACAGUAUACCUUAUUAACAUGCUGAGAUUUCGUAAUAAGAUGGGAACAGAGCAUAGCAAAGAAUGGCGUUGUUUAAUGUGUUUACAUGUUCGCACUGGAACUAUGCUCCUUGGUUCAUGGCAUUUGGUACUGCAUUUACUAGCUUUAGGAUUUUUGGCUGCUGUGGUGAGGGACCCAGCGUUAAUACAAGAUUUUGAACAGGAGCAGGAAUCUUUUGUUGACUGGCGUGACGUAGGAUCCCCUUUACCUACUGCAUUACCCAACAUUGAAUCACCAUCCAGUGCUUAUUCUCAAUAUGCAAUUAAGUCGAAGGAGCGUAGUUUCAUUUACCACGAUAUAGAUGUAGGUGCUCUCGUGACCGUGUGCACUCUGGCCAUCACACUGAUGCUGAUCUAUGGAGCUGCUCGGGGGAAACCUGCGCACAUCCUGCCUUUCUUCUGUCUGCAGAUUUUUGACUUUGUUAUCACAGUGUUGACGGGCAUGGGGUACCUCUGCUACGUGCGCUCCGUCGACCAGCUCGUGCGCGAGGCCCGCCGCGUGCCCUGGCGCGCCCAGCUGCUGUCCCUGCCCGUGCCGGCCUUGGCCUUCGUCAUUCUGUGCUCGUUCCUCAUCGCCAUCUUCAUCAAGGCGUACUUCAUCAACAUGGUGUGGCGCUGCUAUAAGUACCUGACGAUGCGCUCGCACGCGCUGAGCGGCCUGACCCCCUUCGUGAUCUCCGGCGAGGGGUUGGCGAGCCCCUCGGGCCCCGCUCCCGCUCCGCUAUACUCGAGCCUGCUGCCCGACUACGAGGAGGCCGUCAAGCAGACGCCGCCGCCCUCGUACCGCGCCGCCACGCUCAUGGCGCAGGUCGACGCGCCUCGGGCCCUUCCGACCCCUCCGGCCUCCGACACCGUCGUGGUGCUGCCGCAGGCGGGGACGCACGCCCCGGUCUAAGCGCUGUCUCUCGGCUUACAAAAAUAGAGCUAUUUAAUUGUAUCUAAAGCGUUCUAAAUGUGUCGUCCGUUGUAGACGGUGGUUGGGAGACAACAUUCAUAUUAAGUGUAUACAUAAAUAUUAUUCUUUUUUUUCUACGCGUUCCCCUUAUUUUCGUACAAUUGUUUUAAUAUAACUUUCUGUUAUUGUUUUUAAAGUUUAAUAUGUUUGUCCCGUUUAUGUCUUUUUUCUGUACUUAUUUUUCAAAUAAUAAUUCAAAAUGUUAUUACUCGUUUUACUAUUAUUUUGGAUCCGAGUGACACUUUGGUGUAUGAUUUACUUAAUAUUUAUAACUUAAAAAAGCCAAAACACUUUUUUAUCUAAUUUCCAACAAUCCACCUAGUCAUUUUAAAAAGAGAUACCUUUAUAUAUAGCUAUGAUAUAUAUCAAGAAUCUAGUUGGUGCGUUAUGUUUAUAAAAGAUACGAUAUUAAAUAAAUUUAAUUGCUUUAUCAUGAAAAGAAUAUUUUGAAAGCCGUUUAUUAAAAGUAUUUCAAAGCGUAGAAAAACAUUUCCAUAUAUAUUCCUAUCCAAUUAAUAGUAUUAACAAUGUACCCAGACAAUUUAGAUUUAAUUGUGCAUUUUAAGUACGAUCGCGAUAAUAUUUUAUUCCGCCUUUCAUAUGAAUUAUUAAAAGGUAAUCUCAAGUUGAAUUUUAUUACAUCAAGCUACGGACGGAAAUGUUUUUCCUUAACUUCGUCAUGUAUCAAUUGUAUAAUAUUUUGUUAAUCCUAUUCGCGAGUAGUUUCAUAACGGCCUAUGAUCACGAGCCUCUCUAAUUUAAAUCAUUAAAUGCAAAAUAUAUUUCUGUUGUUUACUUUGGGCAAAUUCACUUCUUUUAAUCGAAAGUUCGAAUAUGUUUGUUGUAACUGUAGAAUAAAUAUUUAUGCUAAGACAAAUUAUUAAUGUGUGUACACUGUAAGUGAUGGAAUCAAAUAAAUCACUGUUAACAAUGA
Pieris napi is the source of this 2128-nucleotide messenger RNA. Its product is annotated as lysosomal-associated transmembrane protein 4A. The coding region runs from base 220 to 1134 and encodes 304 amino acids. The transcript has 6 exons. The record is from RefSeq and is a predicted model, not a curated record. NCBI's taxonomy places the organism in Eukaryota, Metazoa, Arthropoda, Insecta, Lepidoptera, Pieridae. Gene Ontology annotation, cellular component: lysosomal membrane.